Suncus etruscus (white-toothed pygmy shrew) is the source of this 1126-nucleotide messenger RNA. RefSeq names its product TNF alpha induced protein 6 (gene TNFAIP6). NCBI's taxonomy places the organism in Eukaryota, Metazoa, Chordata, Mammalia, Eulipotyphla, Soricidae. Gene Ontology annotation, biological process: negative regulation of inflammatory response; cell adhesion. Gene Ontology annotation, molecular function: hyaluronic acid binding. The record is from RefSeq and is a predicted model, not a curated record. The coding region runs from base 65 to 898 and encodes 277 amino acids. The transcript is spliced from 6 exons.
GUCUCGUUUCAGCCCUUUCUCUGAGAGUUUAUCCAGCGCAGCCUUGUUUCUCUACAACUGAGAAAUGAUCCUCUUAAUUUACUUAUUUGUCUUGCUGUGGGAAGAGGCUCACGGAUGGGGAAUCAAAGAUGGGAUUUUUCAUAACUCCAUAUGGCUUGAAAGAGCCGCGGGCGUGUACCACAGAGAAGCAAGGUCUGGCAAGUACAAGCUCACCUAUGCAGAGGCGAAGACGGUGUGUCAAUAUGAAGGUGGUCGCCUUGCCACCUACAAACAGCUAGAAGCUGCCAGAAAAAUUGGAUUUCAUGUCUGUGCUGCUGGGUGGAUGGCCAAAGGCAGAGUUGGAUAUCCCAUUGUGAAGCCAGGGCCCAACUGUGGAUUUGGAAAAACUGGCAUCAUCGAUUAUGGAAUUCGUCUGAAUAGGAGUGAAAGAUGGGAUGCAUAUUGUUACAAUCCACACGCAAAGGAAUGUGGUGGUGUCUUUACAGAGCCCAAAAGAAUUUUUAAAUCCCCAGGCUUCCCAAAUGAAUAUGAUGAUAACCAAGUCUGCUACUGGCACAUUAGACUCAAGUAUGGCCAACGUAUUCAUCUGAAUUUUUUACAAUUUAACCUUGAAGAUGACACAGGUUGCUUAGCUGACUAUGUUGAAAUAUAUGACAGUUAUGAUGAUGUCCAUGGCUUUGUGGGAAGGUACUGUGGAGAUGAGCUUCCAGCAGACAUCAUUAGUACAGGAAAUGUCAUGACCUUGAAGUUUCUGAGUGAUGCUUCAGUGACAGCAGGAGGUUUCCUCAUCAGAUAUACUGCAGUGGAUCCUCUGUGCAAAUCCUGUCAAGGGAAAAAUUCAACUACUGCUUCUACUGGAAAUAAAAACCUUUUAGCUGGAGCCUUGACUCAUUUAUGAAACAAAAUGGACAUUCAGUGUUUUUCUUUUUUUAUAUAUAUAUAUAUAUAUAUCUUUGGAACUCCUUUUAUUCCACUUUUCUACUACUACUACUAUUAUUUUGACAUUAAUUUAUUAUUUCUCAAUGUGAAAUUUUGCUAAAAUUUAAAAAUCCAGAAAACUUCAAAUGAAAAAAUAAGAUUUCUCAUCUUAAGGCAUGAAAAUAACAAGUGCUAACAUUGUAUCUUU